UGUUAUUUUUUCAUUGUGACAAUGUCGGCAGUAGGUUUUUCGUCGCAGCGCACUGUCCACGUACCCGGAGUCGGUGUGUCGUCGUAGCUUUCCCAGUAGCACAUCCGCGCCGGGACCGACCCUGCGACUGAAUGUCGAAAUGGUGUUCAGUAAAAACAUCGCCCGCGCCAGCUGCGCCGAUAUCUUACACCCGUGGACCCAGAACUGUUCGCUCGCGCACCGCACCAUGAUGCGCACGUCUUUACUCGGCAGCAGCAAGCUGUUAGUGCCGUUAAUUUUGGUCGAUUAUCUGCUAAAAUUGCGAAAAAAAAAGGGAUUCAACAAGGAUAUCACCAGAGAGACUAUUAUCAACAUUAUUCGAUCCUUAACCAUGGGCAUGUGUAUAACGACAUCGUUUCUGAUUUAUAGCUGCACGCUCAGGAAUCUACUGGGUAGAUUUACGCACCCCACGAUAGUGUUUAUCCCGGGGUUUUUGUCCGGGCUAUCGUACGUCAUACUUCAGCCGAAAAUGAAAGUUCAAAUUUUCACAGCGCUAUGCAACGCAGUGAGUCAUCAAUAUAGUGCACUCGAAUCGGUCGUACUGAGGACGUCACGAUCCGGACUGUUGUGCCUCAACAUUUACAUCGAAACGUUAUUUUUUAUGAUAACCAACGCCUGUCUGAUGUACGCGGUGAAAACAUCCAAGUUCGAAAAUCCCAAGUACACAUGGUUUUUCAAACCGGACAAAUGUCAGCAGACAGAUAAAGAGCAAGUGUUUUUGAAAACAAUAUUCAAGAAAACAAUCAAUUAUUUCGGUCUGGGUCUGAGUUUUGGGAUUUUGCGCAUGCUGAUCAAAGAUGUUUCCAUUUUGGCACCGAGAAACAUUCACAAAAUGUUCGACAUGAGUACGCUAAGAUCAGGUAUUUUUACCGGUUCGUACGUUGCCGUUUAUGAGUUCACCAUCUAUAUCCUGAACCGAUAUUUCCAAAAAGAUCAGUCCAUUCACGCUUUGCCGGCCGGUUUCUUAGCCGGGUUAUCGUACGCGAUUAGUCCGAGUCUAACGAUUAAUCUCUCCGCGUUUAUCAAUUUAAUUCAGAUCAUGUACAAUCGCAUUGACGUAGUAUCGUUCAGACAUAUACCAAUGGAUACGAUCGUUUUUUGUCUGUCUGUUGGUGUUCUCUAUCACAUCCAAUUGUUUUAUCCAAGAAGCACAUCGAAAGUAGGUUCAAAAUACAUCAAAAUGGUUACAGGAAAAAGAUCCAAUUUAAUGAUCGAGGGGCUGAAAAAAAUGAAUUAUAAUAUCUAUUGAAAAAUAACGUGAAUCAGUGCUUAUCAGAUCAUGCCAACAACUAUGGAGUAUUCAAUAUAUUCACUUUUGUAAAAUUUAUAUUAAUGGCAUACUUACUGUGAUGUAAUUAAUGCGGUACAUUGAAGUGUAGGAGUCAGUAGUAAUAUGUUAAAUGAUUGUACUAUUGUAUUAAUUAUUUAUUUAUUUUUAAUAAAUAUAUAUAAUUACAGUAAGUGA
Molecule: messenger RNA, 1504 nt
Organism: Sipha flava (yellow sugarcane aphid)
Lineage: Eukaryota; Metazoa; Arthropoda; Insecta; Hemiptera; Aphididae
Product: transmembrane protein 135
Exons: 9
Coding region: 140-1288 (382 amino acids)
Source: RefSeq, a predicted model, not a curated record